Messenger RNA from Prorocentrum cordatum, 702 nucleotides. The record is from the annotation of a GenBank genome assembly. NCBI's taxonomy places the organism in Eukaryota, Dinophyceae, Prorocentrales, Prorocentraceae.
AUGCUGUUUUUGUUCGCGGACGUCGCGACUUUCUCGUCUCACUUGAUCCUUGGUUUCAAGCGGAAGAAUUACCGCAAGCACAUAUCAACAUACAACUUCUCGAUCCUUCUGGUAUCUUGGUCGAUCUGGAACGUCGUUUCGCACCCACUGUGCCGGCAACACGUAGUGGACGUUCUCGUGACGCCUCCAGAGAUCCACGUAUUUAUCAACGUCUCGGCUAUUAUUGUUUCCACCAGUAGUAUUAUGACUCCACCGAGCAUGCGACAUCUAGUUGGCCUUGUGCUUGGUGAGUUCCUUAUCAGCUUUGUUCUGUCAGCCCUUGAGGUGUUCAAUUUCUCCAUGGAUGGGAGCUGGCUCACAGCGGCUGGAAUGGACAUCGUAAUAUUCAACACUGCUAUUUUGUUGGUUGGCUCGACAAUCAUUCUUGGCACAGUGACUGUUGACAAGGACAUCAAGUCGUUGACACAAGAUAUGGAGAAUCGUCUCGGCUCAGCAAGCUUGUUUGAGGACGACCUUGAGCGCCGGAAGCGCGCCGUGCUAACUGCUUUGUGCGACGCUGUGUUGACCAUGGACUCGGACUUCAAGAUUAUAGAGAGCGAUGGCGGAGCAGAUCGGGUCUUUCGCAGAUCUAUGUUGAACGAAAUGUUGACAGACUAUCUCAAAAGUCAGGAGAAGAGAAAGAUGGGUUUCAUUCGGCCGUGA